AUGGCAGACCUAGACUUCACAAAGGGUCACGAAACCUCUGGGCCAAUCAUCACUCUUUCUCCGGAGGCCGAGGCAAAGUAUGAACGUAUCAUCCGACGUCUUCAAGAGGUGACCAGUGGGGAGAUUAUUCGUAAAGUGUUGAGUGAAGGUGAAACCGUGCGAGCGUAUUGGGGGACUGCUAUCACGGGUAGACCUCACAUAGCUUAUUGUGUGCCUUUGCUUAAAAUCGCCGACUUCCUUACCGCUGGUGUAAAUGUCAAGAUACUACUAGCAGACUUGCAUGGCUUUCUCGAUGCGACGAAAUCAACCUACGAUGUUCUGCAACAUCGUACGAAAUACUAUGCCUUCUUGCUUAAGGCCGUGUUUACCGCGCUGGGUGUCCCUAUCGAUAAACUGGAGUUUGUGACUGGUACUUCAUAUCAGCUCACCAAAGAGUACACUCUGGACAUGUACAAAUUCCAUGCGUUGGUAUCUACCAAAGCGGCAGAACACGCCGGUGCCGAGGUCGUCAAAGAGUCCGAAUCACCUCUGAUGUCGAGUCUACUCUAUCCUGGUUUACAAGCGCUGGAUGAACAAUAUCUCGAUGUGCACUUUCAGUUCGGAGGGGUCGACCAGAGAAAAAUCUUCAUGUAUGCCGCUCAUUACCUUCCCCGACUUGGCUACGCCAAACGCGCUCAUCUCAUGAACGGCAUGGUCCCUGGUCUUUCAGGAGGCAAAAUGUCCUCUUCCGAUCCGAAAUCCAAGAUUGACUAUCUAGACUCUCCAGCGGACAUCACAGCCAAAUUGAAGGCCGCUGUAUGUACACCAGCACAAGUGGAGGGCAACGGUGUGCUCGCUUUCCUACGAACAGUGCUCAUACCGGUGCAAGAGUUGAGGGACGAACAAGCGCAAGGACGUGGGGAGAAGGGUUUCAGAGGAGAAGGAAGCUUUGUCAGCGACACGGCUCCCGAGGGUACCGUCUUUUCGAUCACUCGUCCUGAAAAGUUCGGGGGAGAUAUCCACUUUGCUUCCUACGAAGCUCUGGAACAGGCCUAUGCCAAGGAAGAAGUUCAUCCGGGUGAUUUGAAAGGCGGUGUGACGGACGCCCUGAUCAAGUUGUUGUCCCCGAUAAGGAAAAUGUUUGAGGAGAGCCCGGAAUGGCAAGAGGUUGAGAGGCUUGGUUAUCCGGAUCAGUCUGUGCAGGCUAUCUCAGCCAGUACCAAGCCUGGAGCGGGUAUCAAGACUGAUGGUAAAGUGAAGACCAAAGUCGCUCGCGCUGCCCCGCCAUCAGAGGAGGAACGAGCCGCCUUGCGAGCACAGAAAGAAGCGGAGAAGGCUGCAAAGGCGCAAGCGAAAGCGGGCGGAUUCCCAGGACCCACGGCGCUGGAAGAGGAACAGAAACAGGCUGCCGAGGUCGUCCCUGUUGGUGUGGGGAGCAGCAGUAGGCCAGCUUUGACUCAAACCAACAUGUCUAAAUUAAAAUUACUGGCGAAAGGCAAAGUCCGAGAUAUCUACUCAUUGCCAGACGAAGCGGAUGCGGAUAAAUUACUCUUUGUUGCUACGGAUCGUAUCUCUGCGUUUGAUGUCAUCAUGGAGAACGGCAUUCCGCAAAAGGGCAUCACCCUGACUACCCUUUCUCUGUUUUGGUUCCACAAACUUCGACACAUCAUCCCCAAUCAUGUCCUCUCUCCGUCCAUCAACAGCGACUCCCCCGAAUGUCUCUCUGAUCCCACAUCAGCUUGGUCCCAAUUCCCUCGUUCUUUAGACGAAUACAGGGAGCAAUUGGAAGGGAGGAGUAUGAUAGUCAGAAAAUGCGAAGUGGUUAAGAUUGAGGCUAUCGUGCGGGGCUACAUCACUGGCUCCGCAUGGCAAGAGUACAAAAAGUCUCAGACGGUGCAUGGUAUUCCUAUGCCUGCUGGGAUGGUAGAGUCUCAAAAAUUCCCAAAACCUAUCUUCACACCUUCCACAAAGGCGGAUUUGGGUCAACAUGAUGAGAAUAUCCACCCGGACAAGGUUAAGGAGAUCUGCGGGGAAGAGUUGGCAGCGGAGAUUGAACGUGUGUCUUUGGAAUUGUACACCGAAGCUGCGGCUUACGCUCUCGAGCGCGGAUUCAUUCUGGCCGAUACCAAAUUCGAAUUUGGUCUCCUACCCACCACUUCUAAACCUAAACUUAUUCUCAUCGACGAAUUGCUCACUCCUGAUUCCUCACGUUACUGGGCUGCCUUUUCUUACGUCCCCGGACAACCCCAACCUUCUUUCGAUAAACAAUACCUACGCGAUUGGCUCAUCUCUACCGGUCAGAAAAACGCCCCGGGUGUGUUUCUACCAGAGGACGUGGUAGUGGAGACGAAGGCGAAGUAUGAAGAAGCAAGAGAUAGAAUCAUGAGUCUUGGCAAAUUCGGUGUGAGGGGUAAAAUAGGUGUGAAGGGUGAUGCGGGAGAAGCUGGGUUACAGACGGAUCAAGUGACUGAUGCUAUUGAAGAGGUUGUCAAGACGCAAUUGGAGUAGAAAUGUUUUCACAUGUAGUUGAUACAUUCGUACAUUUCAUCUACGAGUGCUCUACUUUACAGUGAGGUGUUGAUGCACCGCAUUUGGUAUGAUCAUUUCAAUGUACAGAUUGCGACGUUC
Tremella mesenterica DSM 1558 is the source of this 2607-nucleotide messenger RNA. RefSeq lists its product as uncharacterized. The record is from RefSeq and is a predicted model, not a curated record. The coding region runs from base 1 to 2487 and encodes 828 amino acids. Gene Ontology annotation, cellular component: cytoplasm. Lineage: Eukaryota; Fungi; Basidiomycota; Tremellomycetes; Tremellales; Tremellaceae. The transcript has 12 exons. Gene Ontology annotation, biological process: tyrosyl-tRNA aminoacylation; 'de novo' IMP biosynthetic process. Gene Ontology annotation, molecular function: protein binding; tyrosine-tRNA ligase activity; ATP binding.